Vigna umbellata (rice bean) is the source of this 1924-nucleotide messenger RNA. Its product is annotated as Tetratricopeptide repeat (TPR)-like superfamily protein. Gene Ontology annotation, molecular function: protein binding. The record is from RefSeq and is a predicted model, not a curated record. NCBI's taxonomy places the organism in Eukaryota, Viridiplantae, Streptophyta, Magnoliopsida, Fabales, Fabaceae.
AAAUGGCUUCCAAGAGCUUGAAGCUAUCGAAUUAUCUACGGUUCUUCUGCAAUUUCAAUUUCAAUCCUUUAACCCCUUAUCGCUUUUCACUCCUAAACAGCACCAGAGGGAAAAACUCCAUAGAUUUGAAGCAGUAUCCCCCAGAGCUCGUAAGAAGCUUCUCGGCUGCACAAUUUAAUCAUGGCAACUCCAUUCAAAGGAAAGGCCAUGGACACCCUCACUAUCUUGAUGAGUCUCAGGUUGAGAGAGUAAGGGGAAUCAUGGUUAAAGCAAAGUCAACAAGAAUGUUCUAUAAGCGUAGCAGAAAUGGUGAUGAUUGUAGUGUUGGAAAGGAGUCACAUACAUUUUCACAAAAUCCUAUUGGCAGUCCCGAGUCAUGUUCACAGCUCAAAGUUGAUGUUGACACACUCACCAGAAUCAUCAACGACCACCCUUUCCCAUUGCAACCCCUUCACCCUACACUCCUCCACCUCCUCCCUCCUUCCUCUUUCUCUACUUCCCUUGUGGAAAACGUCCUCGGCCGGCUGUUUGCUGCACAUUCCAAUGGUCUCAAGGCCUUGGAAUUCUUCAACUACUGCCUCAUCCAUUCCCAUUUGCCCUUAAGUCCUGAUUCACUCAACAUGACCCUCCACAUCCUUGCACGGAUGCGUUAUUUUGACAAAACUUGGGUCCUGUUGAGGGACAUUGCAAGAAGCCACCCUUCUUUGCUCACCCUUAAGUCAAUGAGCAUUGUGCUCUCAAAAAUCGCCAAAUUCCAAUCCUUUGAAGACACCCUUGAUGGGUUUAGAAGGAUGGAAGAUGAAGUGUUUGUUGGCAGGGAAUUUGGCACCGAAGAGUUCAAUGUGCUUCUUAAAGCAUUUUGUACACAGAGGCAGAUGAAGGAAGCCAGGUCUGUGUUUGCGAAGCUUGUGCCACGGUUUACUCCUAAUACCAAGUCCAUGAAUAUUCUUCUCCUGGGGUUCAAAGAAUCAGGUGAUGUUACUUCUGUUGAGCUUUUCUAUCAUGAAAUGGUUAAGCGUGGUUUUAGUCCGGAUGGAGUGACAUUUAAUGUUAGGAUUGAUGCUUACUGCAAGAAAGGUUGUUUUGUUGAUGCUUUGAGACUUCUGGAGGAGAUGGAGGGGAGAGAUAUUGUCCCUACCAUUGAAACUAUAACUACUUUGAUUCAUGGAGCAGGGUUGGUUCGAAAUAUAGGCAAGGCGUGGCAGCUGUUUAGUGAGAUUCCUUCAAGAAACUUGGUUGCCGACACUGGCGCUUAUAAUGCUUUGGUUACUGCUUUGGUUAGAAACAGAGAAAUUGAAUCUGCUUUGUCCUUGGUGGAUGAGAUGGCUGAAAAACACAUCGAGCUAGAUGGUGUCACUUACCAUACAAUGUUCUUAGGAUUGAUGAGGUCAAGAGGGAUUGAAGGUGUGAGUGAGCUUUACCAGAAGAUGACUCAAAGGGGUUUUGUUCCAAAAACAAGGACAAUUGUAAUGCUGAUGAAGUUUUUCUGUCAAAAUUAUCAGCUUGAUUUAAGUGUAGGUCUGUGGAAGUACCUGGUGGAGAAAGGGUACUGUCCCCAUGCUCAUGCUUUAGAUCUUCUGGUCACUGGAUUGUGUGCAAGGGGUUUGGUGCAUGAUGCUUUUGAGUGCUCCAAACAAAUGUUGGAGAGAGGAAGACACAUGAGUAGUGCAUCAUUUCUGAUGCUGGAGAGGUUUUUGUUGCAGGCGGGUGACAUGGACAAGUUGAAGGAGCUUGACCAGAUGAUUAAAAAAUUGCAGAGUGUCUUACCACCGUCUAGAGGAAACACUACUGGUAUUUUUACCUCUAGGGUUAUAACGUAGCAUCAUUUAGUCUAAAAUACAACAACUAUUGCCGCCCUGAUUUUGAUGGAUUUUUCUUUUGUACUAACAUGUUAUUUCUCUGAAUUACAAUUUAACGAUCAUAG